AUGGCAUCUGCCGUGAAUCGAAUAUUCAAAGGUCGCAAAACAUCAUACAGGUUGCUCGAAGUUCUGAAGGAGCCUUCAGCCUACAAAGCUGCCAUCAUACCAUCCUCGUUGCUAGCGUUCAGUCGGAUCCUCGUGCUCGCUGCUAAGCCCUAUUGUAGUCAAGGACGAACGAUGGGUCGCACCGAGUUUGAGCGGCGGGUCGAUUACCUCCGGGGAUCGCCGACGAAGAGGAAGGAGGAGGAUGAGGGGAAAAAAGAGGAUGAAGUGUGUGCACGACACAGGGAAGAUGAGGACGUUUAUAUAGUCGCGGCGGGCGAUGCGAGGUGA
Messenger RNA from Coccidioides immitis RS, 327 nucleotides. RefSeq lists its product as uncharacterized. The transcript has 2 exons. The record is from RefSeq and is a predicted model, not a curated record. Lineage: Eukaryota; Fungi; Ascomycota; Eurotiomycetes; Onygenales; Onygenaceae. The coding region runs from base 1 to 327 and encodes 108 amino acids.